This is a messenger RNA of Perca flavescens (yellow perch), 1923 nucleotides long. RefSeq names its product mutY DNA glycosylase (gene mutyh). Gene Ontology annotation, molecular function: adenine/guanine mispair binding; 4 iron, 4 sulfur cluster binding; purine-specific mismatch base pair DNA N-glycosylase activity. Gene Ontology annotation, biological process: mismatch repair; base-excision repair. The record is from RefSeq and is a predicted model, not a curated record. Lineage: Eukaryota; Metazoa; Chordata; Actinopteri; Perciformes; Percidae. Gene Ontology annotation, cellular component: nucleus.
UCCGUGCUCAACGUGGCGGGAGUCAACAUGAAUCCGUGAGGUAAACAAGUAGUGCUCGAGCUGUGCGCAGAUAAAUGAAGUAAAUCUUUACACGUGGAAUUUUAAAAUGAGCAGGUUACGUUCAGCGAUGCUUAAAGGCAAAAGAGCCGGACUGGAGAUGGUAGAUACGGCGAAACCAAAGAGGAAGAGGUCACACACAGCUGUUAAAGACGAGAACACCACGAAUGCCUCCUCACCGUCAACAUACCACACUUUCCAUGAUCCUACUGAUGUUGUGCUGCUGCGCUCUCAGCUCCUCAACUGGUACGACAAGGAGAAGAGAGAGCUGCCAUGGAGGACUCUGGCUGUGACCGAGUCAGACCUCAACAUCAGGACAUAUGCAGUGUGGGUUUCAGAAAUCAUGCUGCAACAGACACAAGUUGCCACGGUGAUAGAUUAUUACAUCAAAUGGAUGAAGCGCUGGCCCACGGUGAAGGAUCUGGCAGCUGCCACUCUAGAGGAAGUGAACCAGAUGUGGGCGGGUCUUGGCUACUACUCCAGAGGAAAAAGGCUGCAUGAAGGAGCUCAAAAGGUGGUGUCAGAGCUCAAGGGGCAGAUGCCUCGCACGGUCGACAGCCUGCUGAAACAGCUGCCUGGAGUGGGACGCUACACUGCUGCAGCUGUAGGCUCUAUUGCACUGGCUCAGGUUACUGGAGCCGUGGAUGGCAAUGUGAUUCGGGUGCUGUGUCGCCUGAGAGCCAUCGGAGCUGACAGCACAGGUCCUGCAGUAACAGAGGCACUUUGGAGUCUAGCCAAUACACUGGUGGACCCUGAGAGACCCGGGGACUUUAACCAAGCCAUGAUGGAGCUGGGAGCACGAGUCUGCACUCCCAAAGGACCACUCUGCAGCCAGUGUCCCGUACACUCUCACUGCCACUCUUUCCGCAAGGUUCACGUCAAACAAGAGAAAAACUCCAGGAAGCUCUUGGGGAAGCUGGACAAGAAGCCGUCCAGCCUGCCUGACAUAGAAGACUGUAUAAACAGUGGGCAUGUGUUGGGUGUUCAGAACUUCCCCAGAAAGCCGGCAAAGAAGCCUCCUCGAGUGGAGCGAACUCUGACCUGUGUGGUGAUCAGACGUGGAGAGGAGGGAGAGGACGAGUACCUGCUCACACAGAGGCCUAACAAAGGUUUGCUGGCAGGCUUGUGGGAGUUUCCAAAUCUUCUGCUGGAGGAGAAGAGCUCUGAGAUGAAACGGAAGAAGGCGCUGUGUGCUCAGAUCAGCGGGAUUCUGGGAACCCAUCUGACUGAGAGCCUCUUCCAGUAUGUGGGAGAGGUGGUUCACAUCUUCUCCCACAUUCACCAGACAUACGUGGUCCACAGUGUGUGUUUGAAGGACACUGACACACAAACACAGACUGAAAAUGCACAGUGGCUCACCAGGUCCACUCUACAGGAAGCUGCUGUGUCCACAGGAGUGAAAAAGAUUGUGAAGCUUUGCGAUUCUGUGGACAGUCAAAAAGAACAAACCUCUAAGGAUGGGAAAAGGCAGAAGCAGACCGGAACAAAGAAUGACAAGACACCACAAACCUCAACAAAAAAAAAGAGUGCCGCUAACAGUGGCAGCAGACAGCUCUCCCUCAGCUCCUUCUUCAACACAGUUAAACAGGAAUCUUGAUGUGUGUGUGUGUGUGUGUGUGUGUGUGUGUGUGUGGGUCUGUGUGGGUCUGUGUGGGUCUGUGUGUCUGUGUGGGUCUGUGUGGGUCUGUGUGUGUGUCUGUGUGCGCGAAAGUGCACAUAUGCCUUAUUGUCAAAGCAUCAGCCCUAUGUUGCCAAUUACUUUGGUAUCAUGGUCCCAUCUGUGGGAAUCAAAUACAAAGUGCCAUCAGAUAUUUUAAAACAUCUGUUUUUUUAAACUGUAAUUAAAAAUGUAUAUUGCUCCUCUGA